Linum trigynum is the source of this 231-nucleotide messenger RNA. The record is from the annotation of a GenBank genome assembly. NCBI's taxonomy places the organism in Eukaryota, Viridiplantae, Streptophyta, Magnoliopsida, Malpighiales, Linaceae.
AUGAAGUAUAUGAAUAUGGAUGCCUACCGAUUCUCCAUCUCUUGGACUAGAAUCAUACCAUCUGGCAAGAUCCAGACCGGAGUCAAUGAGCAAGGAAUCAAGUUUUACCACGACCUCCUCGAUCUGCUCGGGAAACAUGGACUGGAGCCUUAUGUGACCAUAUGGCAUUGGGAUACCCCUCAAGCCCUUGAAGCUGAGUAUGGUGGAUUCUUAAGCCGAAACAUUGUGUAA